AUGGUGGUGUCUACACGACAGGGCCUGGUAGGGUCAUCUCCAGCGAAUGGCGCAGAUGGGGCUACAGCCGGCAAGAGGAAAACUCGAGCGACGAGAUCUGAUAGCCAAUCGAAUAAACGGAGGAGAAUGGGCGAGGAAGAGUCUGAAAUUCCGCAAGAUAAUGUUGUGGUGGAGAUGCCGCUGAGACGGAAAGCUGCAGAGGACGAUGAGGUACCAGAGACGCAAGAAGCAAAUGACGAGAGCAAUGGUAUAGCGACAACCGAUGAACCGCAGAACACGGCGUCGAACGAUGUGCCUGUGAAAAAUCACAUUCGAUUUGAUAGUGAGGAGCCUACACCGGUUCCCAAAGAGAUCGAUGAAAUCCCAGAAACUCAAGUCGUUCCACCCGAAGAAGAGUCGAGCGAUGAUGAUGAAGCGCCUGAGGUGGUCGACAAUUCGGCGCAAUUGCUAUCGCUCAAAGUACAGGCGCAGAAGCAGGAAAAAGCAAGAAAGAGGGACGAAAAUCUACGAAAACAGAAACGUAAAUUGCAAGACGAGAGAAAUAAAUCACAAGCAAAAGCCACGAAAAAACCCAGGCCAGAAAAGCAAAACCCAUCCGCAACUCGUCCUUCAGAACCAUCUCUAGGACAAGACGACGAUUUAGUUUCAGAAAGCACAGCAACUCUACAGGGAUCUGUCGUGCGAGAAUCUGGGCGCCUGGCUCUCCCUGCUCUAUUACCGGAAGAAAUUCUAAAUGCCGAAUCAGUCUAUCGGCCACCCACCCCAGAGCCGGAGCAAAAGCCAAAAAGCACUAAAUAUCACAAAUUCUUCGACGAUGUGGAAAAACCUGUCAAGGAUUUGCAUCGCGGGGACGUGACUAUCCGGGUUCUCGAGGAUAAGAAAGUAAUGCUGCCACCAAAAAGCUUAACAGCAGGACGGGACUUGAAGGCGGCAUGGAUGAGUGGUCAGCGAAGGAAGAAAGCCCCUAUAGGACUCAAGCGAGUGUCUAGUCGUCCACAGGGCUUUUUACGGCGAUAG
Messenger RNA from Talaromyces proteolyticus, 1017 nucleotides. RefSeq lists its product as uncharacterized. The coding region runs from base 1 to 1017 and encodes 338 amino acids. Gene Ontology annotation, biological process: rRNA processing. Lineage: Eukaryota; Fungi; Ascomycota; Eurotiomycetes; Eurotiales; Trichocomaceae. The transcript has 2 exons. Gene Ontology annotation, molecular function: snoRNA binding. The record is from RefSeq and is a predicted model, not a curated record.